Molecule: messenger RNA, 317 nt
Organism: Musca vetustissima
Lineage: Eukaryota; Metazoa; Arthropoda; Insecta; Diptera; Muscidae
Product: phospholipase DDHD2-like
Exons: 2
Coding region: 28-291 (87 amino acids)
Cellular component (GO): COPII-coated ER to Golgi transport vesicle
Molecular function (GO): metal ion binding
Source: RefSeq, a predicted model, not a curated record
UCGGUAUCCACUGCCGUAUCAGAUGAUAUGGUUGAAAUAGAUUUCCCUCUGGGUAAAUUAAAUGAUUCCAAACGCAUUGACUAUGUACUGCAAGAGGCACCCUUGGAAUUUAUAAACGAGUACAUAUUUGCAUUGAGUAGUCAUGUGUGUUAUUGGGAUUCUGAGGAUACCAUACUGUUUGUUAUGAAGGAAAUCUAUUCUGGCCUUGGCAUCAGUCCCGAUAGCCAGGUGCCCCAGCAAACGAUGACAAUUGAACGUCCUAGUUCUCGUAAUAGUUUAUCACAAUCAUAGAUUUGAAUAUUUGGAAUUUUCUCUUC